AUGUCGACGUCAGAAGGCGCCAAGUCAGCGCAGCUGGAGCUGACAGAGGUCGAAUCCAAGCUGCGACAGCUGCUGCUGGAUGUGGCUGCCUACAUUGACGAACACCCCUCCAACGGAGACGUUACCGGAGUACAGGUGCCAGCUGAGCUUGCAAAAGAGAAGGUCACGUUGCGUUGGACGGGAGGAUGGGUUCGCGACAAACUGCUCAAAGUCGGCAGCAACGACAUUGACGUUGCCAUCAACAAGAUGACUGGCGAGCACUUUGGCCUGAAGAUGCAGGAGUACCUGGAAAUGCCCGGAAAUGCAGAGAAACACGGCCUGGUUGACAAGAGCAGCAAACGGAGUGGCGCAGACAAGACAAAGAAGAUUGCACCGGGCCUCCACAAGAUCGAGGCAAACCCUGAAAAAUCAAAGAACCUCGAGACGGCCACGACCAAGAUCAUGGGCAUCGACUUGGACCUGGUCAAUCUGCGCAAGGAAACCUACAAUGAGGUCUCGCGGAAUCCGCAGAUGGAGUUUGGCACCCCGGAAGAAGACGCCAUGCGCCGGGACGCUACUGUCAACGCCAUGUUCUACAAUCUGCACACAUGUCAAGUCGAGGACUUUACCGGGCGCGGGCACGACGACAUGGCUGCCAAGAUCAUCCGGACGCCGCUGGAGCCCUACCAGACAUUCAAGGACGACCCGCUGCGAGUGCUGCGGCUGAUUCGCUUUGCCAGCCGUCUGGACUACACGAUUGAGCCCGAGACGGCAAAGGCCAUGGGGAACCCCGAGAUCCAGGAUGUGCUGAAGGUCAAGAUUAGUCGAGAGCGCGUGGGCACAGAGCUGGAGAAGAUGCUCAGGGGUCCCAGGCCGCGCAUGGCCCUGGAGCUCAUUAAUCGAUUUGGUCUGUAUCAGACCAUCUUCACUGAUCCGACACGCGAACUGCCCGCUGGGCCCGAGACAGAAUACUUCAAGCCUGCAUAUGAGUUGAUCGAGUCGGUAGAUACAAAAAGUGGCGACGUGCCUGCUGUUAUUCCUGCUACAUUGUUGAAGAACGAAGAGGACGAGUACCUGGCUUGGAUCUGCGCUACCACGAUGCCCUGGGCUGAUGCACCCAAGGUGCCGCAUUCGAAACCUUCGCAGCGGCCCUUGUUUGCGGCAUACCUUGUCGCCAGAGAAGGCUUCAAGGCGCCGAACAAGAUUUGCGACGUGGUUGCUUCGUCACUGAGUAACAGCGAGAAGAUUCGCAACCUUGUAGCACAAUGCGCCAAGGGUCUCCGACGGCCAGACACAAUCAACCCGACGAGCGACGCUACAGCUAGAGAUACGCUGGGCAUGGCUAUUCGGCAAUGGGGAUCUACAUGGCGGACGCAAGUCUUGUUCAAUCUUUGCUACGAGAUUGUGCUGGGACGCGUGUCAAGAGACGACACGUUCCGUUCCUAUGCCAGUUUCCUCGGCCGCGUGACGGAACUCGGGCUGCUCGAAGCCGACACGUUCAAGCCGCUGGUCAAGGGAACCGACCUGGCCAAGGCGCUCAACACCCAACCCGGGCCUUGGAUGAAAGACGCGCUGGAUGUCGUCAUGGCCUGGCAGCUGCGCAACCCCGACACGAUGGAUACGAAGGGUGCGAUCGAGGCCGUGGCGGCUUCGAGAAGCGAACAGAACGAAAGUGAGCUUCCCCUGCGCUUGGCCUCUCACUUUCUCCAGCUUACCAUGCCACCUCUCUUUGCGCAGAAUAAACCCACGUCCAACGCACUGGAAGCGUCGCGGCAGCCGGCUCCGUGGAAAGAGGCCGGGAACCAGUAUGCUCUGGACCUGUUAGCAUGGGCGAUGCGUAGGCUGGACAAGAAAAAUAUCGAGGCACAGUGGCAGUUUCUGAUGCCCCCCAUCCUGAGGAUGAUGGAUGAUAUUCACGUCGAGUGGAAGGCCAAGGGCUGCCAUAUGCUCAAUCUAGUGCUGGAAGGAUUGCGGCCGCCAGCGAGCAGUGGGAGUGUGUCGGCAAGCUUUGUCCAGCGGAGCGGAUAUGACAAGAUUUUGGCUGAAGCAUUGCUGCCCAUGUUCACCUAUCUGCCUUCGAUUACGCCCGAAGAGGAAUGCGUGACUUUGCUGCGAGAGGUGUAUCCUGCUGUGAUUUCGCUGGCUUUGCUCCUCCCUGAAGCGAGCAGCAAGGGCGACAACCGAGAGGCGUUUCUGGAUGGCAUCGUGCGCCAAGGCAUUGUGUCGCCUCUUGGGCACUUUACUACGCCUUCAGCGUACGCCGAGCUUGCUACGUUGAUCAUGUCCUAUGUGCCUGUUACGCUGGGCCACCUGGGCAUUAGUACGGUCAAACACGUUGGGGACAUUCUGCCUCUGCUUGCGGCCGUUCUACAAGAGCCGUUUGCGCUCAGCCAUGCCCCACUGCUUGGAUCGACGCUGAAGGCUCUGCAAAGUGUCCAAUUCUAUCUCUCUCCCUCUCUCAGCCUGGAAUCGCGCCUCAGGCCACCUCGACUGCUCACUCCCACUCCCACUCCCACUCCCGUCUCUCGCUAA
Messenger RNA from Exserohilum turcica Et28A, 2511 nucleotides. RefSeq lists its product as uncharacterized. Lineage: Eukaryota; Fungi; Ascomycota; Dothideomycetes; Pleosporales; Pleosporaceae. The transcript has 2 exons. Gene Ontology annotation, biological process: tRNA 3'-terminal CCA addition. The record is from RefSeq and is a predicted model, not a curated record. The coding region runs from base 1 to 2511 and encodes 836 amino acids. Gene Ontology annotation, molecular function: ATP:3'-cytidine-cytidine-tRNA adenylyltransferase activity; RNA binding.